Molecule: messenger RNA, 1281 nt
Organism: Periconia digitata
Lineage: Eukaryota; Fungi; Ascomycota; Dothideomycetes; Pleosporales; Periconiaceae
Source: the annotation of a GenBank genome assembly
AUGUCACAACCCACCAAAAUCCUCAUCGUCGGCGCAUCGAUAGCCGGGCCCAUGGCCACAUACUUUCUCUCCAAACUCCCAAACUCAACAAUCACAAUCAUCGAGCGCCACCCGUCCUUCCGCCCGGGCGGACAAAACGUGGAUAUUCGCACCGCCGGCGUAACAGUAAUGCGCCGUAUUCCGGGUAUGGAAGAAAUGGUGCGAGAACGCAUGAUUCAUCUCCACGCUUUCCAGCUGGUCGGAAAUGACGGAAAAGUAUUCGCGAGCAUGAAGACGAGCGGGAACGCGGAGCAACAGAGUCUCGUGAGCGAGUUUGAGAUUUUCAGGGAUGAGCUGUCGCGGAUUUUGUUCGAGUUGACAGAAAGGGAAGAGAAUGUCGAGUAUGUGUUUGGCGAGGAGGUUGCUGCGCUGCAUCAAGGUGUGGAGCGUGGGGAGAAAAAGGUCACGGUGGAGUUUAGGAACGGGAAACUUCCUACCGGGGAAUACGAUUUGGUGGUUGCAUGCGACGGCACGAACUCGAAGACGCGAGCGAUGGGGUUUGGUUGUGGUGUCAGGGAUCAUGUGCUUCCACUGAAUGCGUGGGCGGCGUACUUCUCGGUGGAAAAGGAUUACGUGGAUGGGGAGAGGGUAGGGAGGAUGCAUACGAGCGUCGGUGGACGCUCUUUAGCAUGUGGUCCGACACUGUCGACUGGGAACAGAGUCACUGCGUUUGCAGUUCACCCCAGGCACGACAAAGAAUCAAUGGGGUUAUUCCGGGCAGCGCAGAAGGCGGGAGAUGAUGCCCUCAAGGAGUAUGUAGCGCGGCAUUUCAAAGGCACAGGAUGGCACAGCGACGAGAUCCUCGAAUCCAUGAUGCGCUCAACCGAUUUCUACGCAUCCGAAUGGGCGCAGGUCAAAGUGCCAAAGCUCUAUAACGGUCGCGUGGUUCUUGUAGGGGAUGCGGGAUACGCAGCGGGACCUACAGGAGGAGGAACGAGCCUUGCCAUGACAGGAGGAUACUUUCUCGCGGGCGAGAUAUGUGAGGGUGGUGGUGACAUCGAUGCGGGAUUGGAGGCUUAUGAGAAGCGCAUGGCUCCCAUCAUUGCGGAUUUGCAGAAGAUACCCCCGGGGAUCCCGGGGAUCAUGGCGCCGCAGACUCGAUGGGGCAUCUGGUUGCGGAACAUCAUAUUUGUGUUGAUCACAUGGAGUAGUGGCUUCUUUGGGUGGCUCAGUAAGCAAUUUGCGUCUUCGUUUGGUAAAGACAAGUACGGGCUGCCGGACUACAAGUGGAAGCGGGUGUGA